Hyaloperonospora brassicae is the source of this 2247-nucleotide messenger RNA. The record is from the annotation of a GenBank genome assembly. NCBI's taxonomy places the organism in Eukaryota, Oomycota, Peronosporomycetes, Peronosporales, Peronosporaceae.
AUGAGCAGCGAGACCGGCCGCGUCGUGAUGAUCGUGCGCGCCGCGUCGCCCCGUCCCGACGCCGCGGCUGCUGCACCCGCCGAGCGCCCGCUCUCGCUCAACAUUGGCGCAAUGGAGGCCGACUGGCGGCAGCAGCAGUUCCAGCGCCAGCGCAUGCAGCUCCUGAGCAUGGCGAUAUUCCUCUGCUUCCUCGUGCUGUUUUUCGACAAUCGCGCAGGGGACCUCCGGGCGAGCAGCCAAAGUAGCAGCAGUCGAAGUAGCAGCACGAGCUCGACGACCGCUGGGCCGUCUGCCAGCGGCGGCAGUGGCGCGUCGGGCCCGACGACCGCGGCGCGGAACCGCUACGCGCUGCCCCUCAGCGCCUUCAACGACACGGACCGCGUGCAGAAGAUCGAGCAGUUGGAGCACCUGCUGCAGCUGCAAGACGGGUAUAGGGCCAAGGAGCCGCCGCUGAACGUGACGGGCAUUUACUCGGGCACGUGGGACGCGCUGCGGCCGGAAGACUAUGACGCGACCAAGUACCAGUUCCAGGACAUUGUCCCGUACUUGAAAGUGGACCGAGCGAUCCAAGUGCAGCAGUACACGCAGCCUGUGGAGACGGGGCACACGUGGCUUUUUCUCAAGAUGAAGGUGCCGGUUUCGAAAGAAUUGAUGGACGAAGUGGCGUACGUGACGGGACAGCUGGUGAUCUAUGAAGAACAGGCGUCGCUUGCCGCGACGAUUUUGCCCGUGCAGGGCGUGUUUCUCCGGAAACUGGGCACGUUGACGCUGUUUGGCAAUAGUCCGGACUCGAGUGUGCAGAUUUUGUAUCGGAGAGAGCAUGGACGGCAGACAAACGGGACGCAAAGGGGGGCGAUGAAUGUGCUCUCUGCUUUGUUUGAUGGUGUCGGGGAAGAGACUGGUGGCAAAGAGGAAGCAGAUGGGAAGGUCGAUUCGGAAAGUGUGCCAGGACAAGCUAGAGCUGAGCUCAUGGACCUUGGGGUGCUGGAUGGCGUGCCGACUAUCGAGAACCGAGACGAGUAUGCAGCAGUCGAUAUCUCGCCGCCACGGCAUUCGUUCGUGUCGCGCUUUCGAAGCAGUGACUCGUUUAGUGACCAGUGCGUGAGCAUCGUCGAGAUGACAUUGGUGAAUGACACGAGUAAACCUGCGAGAAAAGACGGAGAGAUUGAUGAGAAGGAUGACGCAGCGACCGCGCUCCAAAAGUCGAUGCGCCAUAUGAAGCUAGAAGGGACGCUGGCUAGUGCGAAUUGCGGACUGUAUAUGAAACUGGACACGACGUUCCAGGAGGAGAACCUGAACGUGUUCUUUGCUAAGGCUUCUCGUUACGCAUUGAUCAUGACGUUCAUAGCAAUGGCGGAAAUCUACUUUCUGCUGCGGCAAUUGCAAAUUUCCAGUACACAAGCUACAGCGGCAAAGGUGUCGCUAUUGACUAUCGGACAGCAGGCUAUUGUGGACUCGUACUUGUGUCUUGGCCACUUGACUGUGGGCAUCGUGGCCCAGAAUGUGUUUGCCGCCUUUGCUUCUGUCGCGUUUGUGAAGCUCAUCAUUUUCUCGGUGUUUGAGAUGCGAUAUCUGCUCAUCAUUUGGAAGGCGCGGAGACCACAGGGGUUUUCGGAAGGCUGGCUCACACUUCGUCGUGAGCUCACGACACUGUACUCGCGCUUUUACCUAUCUCUGCUGGUUGGGCUCUGCAUAUUCUACAACUGCUCGAAUCACUUGCCCGAGCUAGUGUUUAUCUGCUACUCAUUUUGGGUCCCUCAAAUCGUUCACAAUGUCCAUAAGGAGGUGCGAAACGCGUUUGAUCUGGGAUACCUGUACGGCAUCAGCGCGCUGCGCUUAUUUUUGCCGCUCUACUUCUACGGCUGUCCGGAUAACUUUCUCACAGCCUUUCCGAUGUACGAGCGCAAGAUGAACUCGCACUUUUGUUACGUACUAGCAGGGUGGGUGGGUCUGCAAGUGGGCAUUCUGACGCUGCAGCAGAGAUACGGUCCACGAUUUUUUGUUCCUGCACGGUUUCUGCCUGUCAAGUAUAAUUACGAACGGCGCAUUGAUCUGCAGCAGUUGACACUGCUCAAGGGCGGUGACGAUUCCAUCGACUGCGUGAUAUGUAUGGUAGAGCUUGAGAUUGAAGCGCGUGACUACAUGAUUGCACCGUGCGACCAUAUUUUCCAUUGCGAGUGCCUCCGGGGAUGGAUGCAAGUCAAGAUGGAGUGUCCAACUUGUCGGCAUGUCCUGCCUGAGCCUUAA